Sturnus vulgaris (Common starling) is the source of this 1182-nucleotide messenger RNA. The record is from RefSeq and is a predicted model, not a curated record. Lineage: Eukaryota; Metazoa; Chordata; Aves; Passeriformes; Sturnidae.
AUGUUCCGCCGGACGUACACGGCCGUGGGGCCGAGCUACUCCUCGUCCGUCCUCAACUGCCUGAAGGGUCUGGACCAGUGGUGCUUUGACGUUUUCUCCCUGCACCGAGCGGCCGAGGAGCACUCGCUGCGCACGGUGGUGUUCGAGCUGCUGAGCCGCCACGGCCUCAACAGCCGCUUCAAGAUCCCAGGCGCGUUCCUGACGUCGCUGCUCGAGGCUCUGGAGAGCGGCUACGGAAAGUUCCGGAACCCGUACCACAACCAGGUGCACGCGGCCGACGUCACCCAGACCGUGCACAGCGUCCUGCUGAGGACUGGCAUGCUGCACUGUCUCUCUGAGAUCGAGCUCCUCGCCAUCGUCUUCGCCGCCGCCAUCUUCCACAUCCAGACCAAGUCGGACACCGCCAUCCUGUACAACGACCGCUCGGUGCUGGAGAAUCACCACAUCAGCGCCGUGUUCCGCCUGAUGCAGGACGACGAGCUCAACAUCUUCGUCAACCUCACCAAGGACGAGUUCGCGGAGCUGCGGGCGCUGGUCAUCGACAUGGUCCUGGCCACCGACAUGUCCUGCCACUUCCAGCAGGUCAAAUCCAUGAAGACGGCGCUGCAGCAGCUGGAGAGGCUGGACAAGUCCAAGGUGCUGUCGCUGCUGCUGCACGCGGCCGAUAUCAGCCACCCCACCAAGCAGUGGGCCGUGCACAGCCGCUGGACCAAGGCGCUCAUGGAGGAGUUCUUCCGGCAGGGGGACAAGGAGGCCGAGCUGGGGUUGCCCUUCUCGCCCCUCUGCGACCGCACCUCCACUCUGGUGGCCCAAUCGCAGAUCGGGUUCAUCGACUUCAUCGUGGAGCCGACGUUCUCGGUGCUCACCGACGUGGCCGAGAAGUUGGUGACACCGCUGGCCGAGGACGGCUCCAAGGCCAAGGGCAACCCCGGGGCCACCCAGCAGCCCAGCUCGCAGUGGCGGCAGCCGUCCCUGGAUGAGCACCUGGAGCACCUGGGGGACAUCAAAGCCGACCUGGCCGGGUUCCGCUCCACCUGGACCAAGCACAUCCAGGAGAACAAGCAGAAGUGGAAGGAGAGGGCGGCCAGCGGCAUCACCAACCAGGCGUCCAUCGAUGAAUUGUCACCGUGCGAGGAGCCCGCGGCCACCGCGCCACACAGCGAGAACGGGGACGUGGAAUAA